Molecule: messenger RNA, 937 nt
Organism: Ostrea edulis (European flat oyster)
Lineage: Eukaryota; Metazoa; Mollusca; Bivalvia; Ostreida; Ostreidae
Exons: 4
Coding region: 104-565 (153 amino acids)
Source: RefSeq, a predicted model, not a curated record
UUACAUCUUUCAAUUUUAUCACAACCUUCCAUAACAACUACACAUUGGUAGACGCAAUCUGACGACAACAUCUAAAAAUCAUUGCUGACUUAAUAGGAAGAAGAUGACAGUCUCCUCUCUUUGGAUGAGUGGUAUUUUAAUCUCGAUAUCAAUUGGUAUAGUAGUUGGUGACUGUGAUUUCUACGGCGGUUAUUCCUACUGCUACUACUAUUACGAGAUACCUAUUGGAACAAUAAUCGGAGCCGUGGUCGGAGGAAUUGCCGGAUUAAUCCUGUUGUGUGUCUUAGUCGUUGUUGUCUGUAUAUUCGUCUGUAAAAAGAAAACACCGGGAACAAUCAUUUAUUCCGGGACUGUCAGCUCCACAGUGGCUUCCUCCGCACCAUACAAUUCCUACCCAAACCAUCCUCAGCAACAUGGAUGGGGCGUACAACGCGUACAGCCUAGUGCCCCAAGCUAUCCUGGAUAUGGACAACAGCAGUAUCCACCCCGGGUAUCCCAACCGAUGCCCCCGCCGACCUAUGCCGAGAAUGUGGUCCCGGGACAACCUCCACAGAAUACCAACUAAUUCCAUUGUGUUUUUCUCAAAGAAAUGCUAAUUCUACUGGAUUUUCAGAGUAAUUAAAAGAACUGAGUAUUUGUGCUAGUACGUACACUGACAACUUGAGACCACAUUUAUCUCGUGAUUUUCAUUUAAGAGUCCGACCUAGAAUAAAUAUGACAUUCAUAUUGAAUUUAUUAUUCAUAUUCAUUUUCGUUACACCAUUCUUUAUAACAUUUUGUCAAAUUUUGAGCAAUGCGCUUGCAUAUAUUAGCUUGAUUAAAGAAUCAAUCUAAUUGAAAUUGAUCUUUUGAUCCGCUCACCCAUGAUCGCUACACAAAAGCGAGCGUAAGGGAGCGGAUCAAGAGAUAUAAUGUUACUUGAAUAAAGAAUCACCUU